AUGAACGAGGUCCAAAAGCAUGUUAAAUCAGACACUUGCUACCUCCACUUCUCUACAAUUGAAGGAGCUGCAUAUUUUUUCAAUUCUUAUAAUGAAAAGGGUAUCAACUUGAACAACCUUCAGUUUACCGUUAAUCCUAUGCAGUUCCCUAACGGUACUGUUGUCAGAUAUCCCACCACAGCACCUACACCCACACAUACAACCACCCACCCACCCACCCACACACCCACACAGACACCCACCACUUCUACCAAUAAUGAGUGGAAGUUAAGUACUAAAAGGGCAAUAGAAGAUCUUGAUCAAGAGAUCGAGCGCCUGAAAAGGGCUCGAAAUCUUUUACAAAAUGCAUUGGACAACGAGUAGCGUUGACCCCCCCCCCCUUUUUUUUUUUACGUAAUAAAUUUUUAUAAUAUGGGC
Molecule: messenger RNA, 417 nt
Organism: Mucor mucedo
Lineage: Eukaryota; Fungi; Mucoromycota; Mucoromycetes; Mucorales; Mucoraceae
Exons: 2
Coding region: 1-363 (120 amino acids)
Source: RefSeq, a predicted model, not a curated record